CCAUAUAUUUAUAUAUUCUUAAUUAUAUUCCUUUACUUUAGAUUUGUGUGUAUUGGUUAUAUGUUGUGAAAUUGUUAGAUAUUACGUCACUGUUGGAGCUAGAAACACAAGCAUUUCGCUACACCCGCAAUAACAUCUUCUAAACACGUAUAUGAACAAUAUGAUUUGAUUUGAUGUGAUUAUACUUCCAUAUUAACCGUGACAGCCUGACAGGUGUCUCAAACACAGAUGUACACUGCCACCCCAUGGCCAUGCUCUGAAAUAGAGAUGUUUAUUCAAGUGUACAGACAGAGGGUUGAGAGAUGGUAUACUUUAGAGAUGACAAGUCAGCAUAUAAGAGAUGUAGUAGCCUACUCUGUCAUUCACAAAUGAAAGAUUCAUUGAGACGUUUAUCAUUCUGCGAUUAGGCUAAAACAAAUUGUUUAAAAGGAAUAUGGAUCCCAUGAAGAAAAGGUAUAAGAUGUCGUAGCCAAUAAGGGUAAUUGAUAUUGAACGUCAUUGGAUGCAUUUGUUUACCAAAUUGUAUCUCUUUAUUCAUAGGGACAGUAGGCUUGUCGAGUGCAGUUGUUAUAUCUCAUGGUGGGUACAGAGUAGGCAACCUGGUCUCAGAAAAUUUCAUUUUAUUCUGUAUGUAAAUCCGGAACUCUCAAUUUAGUAUGAUACAGUAUGUUAUGUUUCGUAUGUUAUGCAUUCAUUUGUGGAUGUUCCUCACCCAUUUUGUAUGAUAUGUUACGAAUUACAAUUUGUAUUAUAUGUUACAAAUUUGAAAACUGUACAAAAUGUUAUAAAUUUGCUAAACGUACUUUAAGUUAUGAAUUUGCAAAAUGUAUGAUAUGUUAUGAAUUCUAGAUAGGUGGCUAUCGUUAGCUAGCUGGCUAACUUUAGGUAGGCUAGGGGUUAGGGUUAAGGUUAGGGUUAAGUUUAGGAGUUAGGUUAAAGGGUUAAGUUUAGGGGUUAGUGGAAGGGGAAGGGUUGGCUAAAAGGGUUUUGGUUAGAGUUAUGUUGAGGGGAAGGGUUAGCUAACAUGCUAAGCAGUUACCGAGUAGCUAAAAUGUAGUAAGUAGCUGAAAAGUUGCUAAUUAGCUAAAAUGCUAAAGUUGUCCAUGAGUUGUACUCGCAAACUUUGGGUUGCAGACUUUAGCAUUAUACGCCCACCCAUCCACCCCAACCAACCAGGUAACUAGACAUUCACAUUAUAUGCCCAACCAUCCACCCCGACCAACCACCCUACUUUUGUUUUUGCCUUAAGUAACCAUCUGUUUUAUAUAACCAUACCAAACGUAUUAUAUCAUACGAAUUUGAAUAUCCCGGAUCAACGUUUACUUUAUUACGUCUAAUCUAUGAGACCAGGUUGGGAUAGUCUCCUGACUGGUUUCCCACUGGGCACAGACGUCAGUUUAACGUUUAGUUUUGAUUUACAUUUGGUUGAGUUAUGAACUAACGUGAAUUCAACGUGAAAUCUACCAACAUGUUCAUCCUGUCAUUGGAGUUAGGUUAAAAGUUGGGUGAAAAAAAUAUGAAAUUCCGUUACAUUGAUGACUUUUUAGAAAAAAUUUGCCAAAAUGAAAAGAGAAAAUAAGUGUCAAAUAAAGUACUGCCUUUUAUAUAGAUUACUUGCAUUGAAAUAAUGCCCAAAUUGAUCAUGAGAUACACACAAAAGUGGCGUUGCUAUUCAGAUGACCCUAGAUGACACCAGUGCGUAAAGUUUGCUAAGUAAACUCUAGGCUUGUGUAAGCUACGUUAUAAGGCUUGUGUAACUGAACACCACAGGGAGGAAAGAGUUAAGUCUUUUCUCUCGAACCUCAGGUUUUCUGUGCAUGCUUAAGUAAACUAGCCCGUUUUGAUAAAUGGCUGAGAAAUCCAAGCUUCCUGUCCUCUCCAACUAUCAGUAGUGCCGCACACAGAGAAAACAGGCAGGCUAUGCGGUAUAUUCACUGGAACGGAAAGUGCGCGCGCUCCUCCUUAGAACUUUGAGCUCUUCCACAGAACCAUAUUAGCCUAUUCUGUGCAAUAUAAAUGUCAUAUACGUAGGCCUAUUGUUUAAUGUUGUAGUUAAUGAGUUAUAGAGAGGGCUUAGUACGUUUAAAUUAUCAAUUAUGGCGAAGUGGUCGGUUUUACUAUUCUACCUCCUCCAAGGACUGGUUCACCUCAUUACCGGGCAGCAGCAGCCGCCACGCGAACGAGUGGGGCCUUGGCGGCAGAGGAUUCAGUGGGAGAAUAACGGUAAGGUGUACAGUUUGAUGAGCACCGGGUCAGAGUAUCAACCACCGGCGCGGCCGAGAAGCCAGUCCAGAGUCUACAUGAGCACAGGGAGGGAUGGCACCGGUCAGACGCAGCCUGGAACGCGGGAAGGCACAGUGGCGCACAGAAGACCUGGACCAAUCGAAUCGAACGUAGGUGGACAUUUACGGGACCAAACCAACAACGUUCUAGAUCCUGGAUCUGUACAUUUAGGACAUGACAGUAGACAGUAUCUGGUACCCAAUGCUCGCCAGUCAGGGGCCAGGUCGCAGCCCGAGGUGCCAUACCGAGCGGGAGUGGCGGGGUCCCCUGGCGCACGGCGCUACUCCCCAGAGUACACUUACCGUGUAAACGCAUCGGUCCCUGAGCUGCUCCCCGAGUUCUCCGGUAGCGGGGUACCGAGGAGAGGAGUCCCUGUCACUCAGGAUGUUACCUGGGAUGCUCGCUCGGGGCUUCCCGCCUCUCCAUCCCGAGGCAGGGAGGCAGUGCCUGUACCGGGCGUAGAAUACCAAGAGAUGCGCGCGGAGCCCGGUGCAUCCAUCUCCAGGCAACCCGCACUAACGGAUAAUUCCAACGCACCUUAUGUCAUCCCUAACCGGAGGGGUGCUCCUCCAGGACCCGGACCCGUUAACCCUGCUGAAACAUCGAAUGAGGCAGCAAGUAACGGCGAGGACAUGGUCUCGGACGACCCUCGGAACCCUUUUAAAAACCACCGGAAUUCCGUCUUCUACAACAUGUAUUCCUCCAGAGGCAGAACGCCCGUAGCACGCACGCGGCGGCCGCGUCCCCCGGCGUCCGUCCCCGGCACUGGAUAUGGCACUAGAUAUUUUCAGAAUGGGCUCCCAGAUCUCGUCCCAGACCCGUAUGCCAUCCAGGCAGGUGCAUACAUCCAGCGGAUGCAGAUGUACUCUCUGCGCUGUGCGGCUGAGGAGAACUGUUUGGCGAGGUCAGCGAGCACAGCAAGGGACAUAGACUACAGAGUACUGCUUCGCUUCCCCCAGAAGGUCAAGAACCAGGGCACCACUGACUUCCUUCCUGUUAAACCAAGACACCAGUGGGAAUGGCACAGCUGUCACCAACACUACCACAGUAUGGAUGCCUUCAGUAACUAUGACCUGCUAGAUGUGACAACAGGAAGGAAGGUAGCUGAAGGACACAAGGCUAGCUUCUGUCUGGAGGACACGGGUUGUGAUGCUGGAUUUAGACGCAGAUAUGCCUGCACCGCCCAUACACAGGGGCUGAGUCCAGGCUGUCAUGACACCUAUGCUGCCAAUAUUGACUGUCAGUGGAUCGACAUCACUGAUGUUCCUGCAGGAAACUACAUCCUGAAGGUCAUAGUGAAUCCCAGUUAUCAUGUUCAAGAGUCGGACUAUUCCAACAACGUGGUGCGGUGUGAUGUCACAUACACGGGUACUCAGGUUCAGACACGGAACUGUCGGGUAACCAGGGGUUAAAGCAUUCCAUGGAUUCUGAGGUAUUCUUCCUCUUGUCUCUUUAAGUACUGUAAACAGCAACAAUCUCAACUGGUUGUUGUGGCAACAGUUGUUGUGGCAACAGUUGUUGUGGCAACAGUUGUUGUAGAUAGAUUCGUUUUUUUACCAUUCCUCUGUUGAUGACAUUCCUUCCAUUCUUUAGUGUGUGAUAUGUUUGGAAAUCUGUACUAAAGAAGGCCUUUUAUUGCUAAAUACCGAGGAUUACGACAUGACAUUAUGUAUUUUUAUUGAUAUAACAAAUCCGUUGAAGAAAAGGGAUAUUUUUGUAUUAUUUAGCAUGAUCUUGGAAGAUGGAAUGGAAAAAGUGACUGUGCUUGAAUUAGACAUUAUGCUUGAAUAAUAUUAUUUGUAUGUUUUGAUGUUUGAUCUGCACUUGUAGUAUAGUUAGAUGCAGUUGAGUACGUCUUUAAAACCACUUCGUGGCCGUAAUUAAUAAGUUGCAAACGCCUGGUCUGUAUGUGCUAAGUAUCAAUGUAAUAAUAGAUUUUCUUUUACUUUGUAAGUAUGUACGCAUGUGUGAGCGAAUGUAAUUUUAUUUUAUUUUACAUUGUAAUGUAAAAUUGUUUAUAUGCCGCUCAAACCUACAUUGUACAAUUGUUGUUUUCGUUGAGGGUGUUGUUUUCGAUACAAUCAGCAUGGUGAAGAGUGGGUGUAUUAAAAAUAAAUUCACCUCC
Messenger RNA from Salvelinus fontinalis (brook trout), 4408 nucleotides. RefSeq names its product protein-lysine 6-oxidase-like. Gene Ontology annotation, molecular function: protein-lysine 6-oxidase activity; copper ion binding. Gene Ontology annotation, biological process: peptidyl-lysine oxidation. Lineage: Eukaryota; Metazoa; Chordata; Actinopteri; Salmoniformes; Salmonidae. The record is from RefSeq and is a predicted model, not a curated record. Bases 2097 to 3695 code for a protein of 532 amino acids. The transcript has 7 exons.